Messenger RNA from Hydractinia symbiolongicarpus, 545 nucleotides. RefSeq names its product sterile alpha motif domain-containing protein 15-like. Gene Ontology annotation, molecular function: protein binding. The transcript has 2 exons. NCBI's taxonomy places the organism in Eukaryota, Metazoa, Cnidaria, Hydrozoa, Anthoathecata, Hydractiniidae. The coding region runs from base 1 to 435 and encodes 144 amino acids. The record is from RefSeq and is a predicted model, not a curated record.
AUGACGGAUGAUGUAGCACCAAUUCCGAAGAAGAACUUGGCCCCAAGUUUUGAUAAAAAUGGCGUUCCUUUAAUACUAACUUGGAGUAUUGAAGAUGUCGGUGCUUGGAUAUCCGAAGAAGUCAAACUUCCUGAAUACGAACAAUGUUUCGUUUCAAACUUUAUCGAUGGUCGUAAAAUGAUUAAUAUCGACGCUUCGUCGUUACCGAAGCUAGGAGUAACAGAUUUUGAACACAUUGCUUUAAUAUCUUCCAAAGUUCGAGAACUCCUGGGCAUGGAAAAACCGUUUUGGAACCGUCCUUUAUGGUUGACGCCGCAUGACCCAGUGCCACACUUUCUUAAAAGAAAAUCGCAUAGUGGAAGCAACUCAGAUGCUUUAACGUACGAAGAACAUGCAAGAUAUUUAAAAAAAUUCUACGAACAUAAGAGUGACUAAAUAAAUACAUUAAUUUAUUUCACGUGUUGCUUAUAAAAUCCAUGUCAUUUAUCCCCAUUUUUAUAUUAUUUUUUUUACAUUAUAUUAGAGAAAAGAAGCUGAUUUGGACA